GAGCGCUUCUCCUCUAACCGGAUUAACAGUCACGCGGAUUAAUUAACGGCUGGUGCGUGUGUGUGUGUGUGUGUGUGUGUGUGACCAUGGCCGCGCAGUUCCAGUGCAGGGUUCAGUUCCUGGACGACACCGACCCGUUCAACAGCACCAGCUUCCCCGAGCCCGCGCGCGCUCCCCGGUACACCUUCAGCACGGACACUGCGCUCGGGGACCAGCUGUCCGCCCUGCACGCGCUCCUGCACCCGCCGCACAAGUUAGAUGACUGUGCUCUUCAGCUCUCCCAUAAUGGCACGUACUUGGACUUGGAUUCAUCUCUUGAUGAACAAAUUGAUGAACUGGAGGGGUUCGAGCCUGAUGACUGUGGAGUAAAAGGAAAGAAACAUACUAUUAUUCUGAGAACUCAGCUGAGUGUCCGUGUUCACGCCUGUAUUGAGAAGCUGUACGGCUGUAAUGGCCGAGACCUCAGGAGGGCUUUGUUCUCCCUCAAACAGAUAUUUCAGGAUGAUAAGGACCUGGUCCAUGCGUUUGUGAUGGCAGGAGGACUCACAUGUCUGAUUAAAGUCGGAGCUGAUGCAGAACAGAACUACCAGAACUACAUCCUGCGAGCUUUAGGUCAGAUCAUGCUGUAUGUGGAUGGAAUGAAUGGGGUCAUAGGUCACCAGGAGACCAUCCAGUGGCUCUACACUCUGAUUGGCUCCAAGUUUCGUUUAGUGGUGAAGACGGCACUGAAGCUCCUGCUGGUGUUUGUAGAAUAUUCAGAGUCCAACGCCACACUGCUCAUUCAGGCCAUCAACAAUGUGGAUGCAAAGAAAGGACGAAAACAGUGGUCCAACGCCAUGGAGAUAUUAAACGAGAAAGACGGAGUGGACACGGAGCUGCUAGUCUACACAAUGUCCCUCAUUAACAAGACUCUGGCUGCUCUGCCUGAUCAGGAUUCGUUCUAUGAUGUGGUGGAUGUCCUGGAGGAGCAGGGCAUUGAAUACAUGACCUCACGCUACGGCAAACAAAGGAGUACCGAUCCUGAACUCCGCGAGCAGAUAAGAAUCUAUGAGGUAACACUUCAGCAUGAGGAUGGAGAUGGCGAUGGUCAGGCUCCGCCCUCAGGCUGCUCCAGAAAAGCUAAGGCUAAGCGUCAGGGUUUACAGAGACGCCACAGUCGCAGGCACUCGCUGGGCACGACAAGCCACGGCUCCGCUUUAAGCCCCGCCUCCUCACAUGGGACAGAGAGGAGUGAGCACUCAGAUCGUCCCGGUGCAGAAGACGAGGAGGAGAAGUGUAUGGAGAUGUCGGAGGGCAAUGAAAAGCCACCAUCUUUGCUAGCAUCUUUACUAGCCAGGCACAAGUCCUCAAUAACAGUUCCACCCUGCUCUGAGAUGACUCCACCUCUCCGUGGCUCCACCCGCCCACAGAAGCUCCUCCCGUACGUCCCUCACACUCCGUUCCAUCUCUUUUCCUAUGACAUCAAGGAGGAGGUGGAUCUAACACAGAGGAACAGUGAAAGGCAGGUGAAAUCGUUUUCCACACCCACAACACAGCAGAACGACAGGCCUGCUCUUCUUCUGUCUGCUUCCUACCGGCAGCAUCAGGAGUCCCUGGCUGCAGAGAGAGAGAGGCGGAGGGUUGAACGGGAAGAGCGACUACAGAAGAUUGAGAGAGAGGAGAGGAAUCGACACAGCCGGGACUAUGCUGUGAACAUGGAGGAAGCUCGACUAGCUCGGGAGGAAAGAUUUAAAACUGCAGAACGGUUAGCAGCAGAGGAAUAUGAGCGAGAACGAUUAAGGUCAGCACCUUAUGACAUCUCUCAGUCAUCUCAGGAUGACACACCCACUUCUGUGAUGUCACAUCUGGACAAGGCCUCUACAGCACACCUGUCAGAGGACGAGUCCAAAUCUCUUUCUCGCCAGCUCAGCUCAAAUGACUUUCUCGCCAGCUCAGAAUGUGAACAAAAGAAACAGGAAGAGAAUGAGGAAGAGAGCAGUGCUGAACAGGACAUUGAGGAGGCAGCAACAGAAGAGGAGGAGCCUGAAGAGGAAGAGCCUGUAGAGGGAGAGGAGGAGCCUACAACAGAAAUGGAUGAGCCUACAACAGAAGUGGACGAGCCAGAUAGCAAUACUGUAGAAUUAGAAGACAGUAAAAUCUUGAGUGAUAAAGAACGUCAGAAUGAAGACAUGAAUGAAAAGGAUAACUGCUCGGCAUCUAGUAUCUCAUCAUCCAGCAGCACUCUGGAAAGGGAGACAGGUCCGAGCAGUGACCAAUGUAGAGACAUCCUAAAUAGCAAACUCUUUAUGCUGGACAUGCUCUACUCACAGAGCCUGAAACCUGGUGAGGAAGAAGAGGAAGAUGAAGCAGAGCUUGAAAAGGAAGCUGGUACUCAGGAAAAUGAAAGUGUGGUGGCUCUAGUGGUGGAUGAGUCUAACACAACAGAGGAAAAAAGCAUUGAGAAGAAGUCUCAGAGUGGAACAGUGCGAGCUUUUGCUGAACGUUAUGGAGACCUUGUCAAAGGGCUAAGCUCACCUCCAAUCGAAAUGUACGAAGAGCAGAAAUCCCUCCCUCUCCCACCAGCUCCACCCCCUAAAAAAGAGUGUGACCAGAUGUGGGAUCAACUAAUGGUGAAGCCCCGUGAGCUGCGCAUCAGAGAUAUGGACUUUACCGAUUUAGGUGAUGAGGAUGAUGAGGAUGUUCUGGUUUCAGGAGAUUUGAUUGGGUCAGGAGCUCUGGCUCCACCCCCACCUCCCCCUCCUCCAUGCCCCUUCAUCAUUACCCCUCCUCCACCCCCUCCAGCCUUUGGAGCUGGACCAGCCCCACCUCCUCCCCCUCAGUUGGAAUGCCCACUCAUCCAGAAGAAGAAGAAGACAAUCCGUUUGUUCUGGACUGAGGUGCGGCCAGAGGAGUGGAAGUUUUUAGGACCAAGACGGGGACACCUGUCCCUGUGGUCAAAACUGGAACCAGUGAAACUUGACAUGAGCAAACUAGAGACCCUGUUUGAGAGCAAAUCCAAAGAAAUGAAUGUAACCAAGAAAACUGCAGUGGAAGGUAAAAGGCAAGAGAUCAUUGUCCUGGACUCCAAGCGCAGUAACGCCAUAAACAUUGGGCUCACUGUGCUUCCUCCUCCACGAACCAUCAAAUCUGCCAUUCUCAAUUUUGAUGAAUACGCACUCAACAAGGAGGGGAUUGAGAAACUCCUGACGAUGGUUCCUACCGAAGAGGAAAAGCAGAGGAUUCAGGAAGCUCACAUGUUGAAUCCUGAUAUUCCUUUGGGCAGUGCUGAGUCUUUCCUACUUACUUUGUCCUCUAUCAGUGAACUCUGUGCUCGCCUCCACCUUUGGGCCUUCAAAAUGGACUAUGAAACCAUGGAGAAGGAAGUGGCAGAGCCUUUACAGGACUUGAAGGAGGGCAUGGAGCAGAUAGAGAAGAAUAGGACAUUCCGCUAUAUCCUCUCAGUCGUGCUCGGUAUUGGGAACUUCCUCAAUGGAUCUAAAGCUAAAGGUUUUGAGCUGAGUUACCUGGAGAAGAUUCCAGAAGUAAAGGACACGGUCCAUAAACAGUCUCUGCUUCACCAUGUUUGCUCUGCAGUAGUGGAAAACUUCACAGAUAGCACAGACCUUUACUCAGAGAUUGGUGCCAUUACACGCUCUGCUAAGGUGGACUUUGACUUACUCCAAGAGAAUCUGGCACAGAUGGAGCACCGCUGCAAAGCAUCAUGGGAAAAUUUGAAGCUGAUCGCCAAGCACGAGAUGAAACCAACACUUAAGCAGAAGUUGACUGACUUCUUGAAGGAUUGUGCAGAGAGGAUUAUCAUCCUGAAGACUGUCCAUCACCGCAUUAUCAAUCGGUUCCAUGGUUUCCUCCUGUUUCUCGGUCACCCACUAUUUGGAAUUCGUGAGAUCAGCAUUAAUCGGGUCUGCAAAAUUGUUAGUGAAUUUGCACUGGAGUACCGAACCACUCGGGAGAGAAUACUCCAGCAAAAACAGAAACGAGCUGACCAUCGUGAGAGGAACAGAACACGUGGAAAAAUGAUCAUGGACAUCAAUGCUGUGACUGAUGAAGAAGAACAGAGUGGGGCAGGUCAUGAAAGCGGAAACAGCUGCAGCAGUAGUGCCCCUAGUGUAGGAAAAAAUGAAGGGCAGGGACUGAACCAUGAGGAAAAAGCAGCAGAGCAUGAAAAUAUGAAAGCAGUACUGAAUAGAAACCAACAGGGUGGCAGCACUGAGAUGUGUGGAGUACCAGGACUACGCACAAGGACAAGGGCGAGACCCAUCAGAAGUCGUCCUGCAUUAACAACAGCAAAUGAAGAUGCAAUGACUGACGAUGCAGCUGAUGAGAUCAUGGAGCGAAUAGUACGUUCAGCUACACAGAAUUCACAAUAUCGCACACAACCGCGUGAACGGAGACGGGCGCGCGGCAACCGUAAAUCAUUGAGGAGAACAUUAAAGAAUGAUUUGACCCCAGAGGAGGCGCAAGCCCUGGAUUUAGAAGCAUCUGUGAUGCAGGUGUAAAGACAUCAUCUAUCUUUGCCCAAACACACACACACACACACACACACACACACA
This is a messenger RNA of Clarias gariepinus (North African catfish), 4550 nucleotides long. RefSeq names its product formin homology 2 domain containing 3a (gene fhod3a). Gene Ontology annotation, biological process: cortical actin cytoskeleton organization; cardiac myofibril assembly; actin filament network formation. Gene Ontology annotation, molecular function: actin filament binding. The record is from RefSeq and is a predicted model, not a curated record. NCBI's taxonomy places the organism in Eukaryota, Metazoa, Chordata, Actinopteri, Siluriformes, Clariidae. The coding region runs from base 87 to 4496 and encodes 1469 amino acids. The transcript is spliced from 28 exons. Gene Ontology annotation, cellular component: cytoplasm; cytoskeleton.